AUGGGCGACGAAAUUGCGCUGCUUAGAAAACAGCUUCAACAAAGUCAAGCAGAGAACCGUGCCCUCAAGCACCAGCAUCUUCAGCUUCUGAGGACCCAGUCCCAUGUGCCGGUCUCCUCACAGCUCACCAAUGCAAUCCACCAAAGCCAGAGGGUAAAUCCCCUCGCCCGUAGCCAGUCGACGUUGGGCUAUAGCACCGUUAGCGACUAUGCCCACCAAAGCCCAAAGGGCGUUGCGCGCCUAAAUCGGGUAUACUCGCAUCAAUCGCCGACCUCGAUGAGCAGAACCGCAUCUGCCCGCUUCGAGUCCAUGCCCUUCCGCCCAACUGGCCCUAUCUCACCGCUCGAAAGCCAGCCCUUGUACCGCUCUGCGUCUGACCAGUCCCGCAUGAAUCACCGUUCGCCCUCUCACCAGAGCCUCGCCAAUAUUCAGGAGAACGAUGUGCUUCCCGGCGUGGGUGUAAACCCCGCGGAAUUCAUCGCCAACUACCCGGAAGAUGAGGGCACCUAUCUCGCAACCACAAGGCCUCUAGCACCCAACGAUAUCCAGUUCUUUCAGGGAGCCUCGGCAUGCCCCUCCAUGUACUCUGGUGUGACGGCUCACGAUACGCCAAGCCCCAUGUCAAGGCAGAACAGCGCCUUUGAAAACGGACAGAAUUGGGGUGUUGAUAUGGUCAACACAGUCUCGUCACAGUCCAUGUUCGCCACCGGCUCCGAGCACAUGCUCUACCCCAAUAUGAGCUUCAAUCAAUCGUCAGACGGAAGCCCAAAGCAUCACCCAGCAGCUAACCAAGAUCUCCUGGGUCUUGGUGCGAGCUUGCAGGAUGCAGCGCCAUUGUCAUCGUAUGCACCCACGAGCUUUGACACUAGCUUGACUAGCGACCUGUCUGCUGACCUGUCCGCUGAGAUGGAGCGCAUCGGCUCCAACGAGAGCGCCUCCAGCACCCGCUCUAACGCAUCCAAUUUAGAGCGGCGUGCCAAGGAGCGUCAUAGACAGGUUCUCGAGAACAGCAAGAGAGGCAUCGUCCCCAAACCACAGGAGUCGGACGCCUCGCCACCUGCUAUCAAGAAGAAGAACAAGGUUGCGCCUAACAAGCUCGGCUACCAGCGUCGCAAGCAACCCCGUGUCUUCUGUACCCAGUGUUCCGAGCACCCUGGUGGAUUCAGAGGUGAUCACGAGCUGCAGCGUCAUAUCAAUGCUAAGCACUCUGUCGAAGUAAUCAAAUUCGUAUGUCGUGACCCAGCCUCAGUUGGCCUAAAGUCCAAAGUGCAGCCCAAAGCACCACUCAAAGGCUGCAAGAGCUGUGAAAAUGGCAAGCAAUACGGAGCCUAUUAUAAUGCCGCAGCGCAUCUCCGCAGAGCUCACUUUGUUCCCAAGCUGUCUCGUGGGAAAACCAAGAGCGCCGAUGAGAAACGAGGAGGCAAGGCCGGCGGAAACUGGCCCCCAAUGGACGACCUGAAGCUCUGGUAUGAAAAGAUCACGGUCAUCAGCGGGGGCGCAACCGCAUCCCCUUCCGACGAGGCCGAAAGCCCCGAGGAUGAGAUUGACGACAUGGACCUCGAAACAGAGGAUCCUGAGCCUGUGUCUAGUCUCCAGAACCAGCCGAGUGGUCUCGAUGGUGUCGCUGCUGCCAUGAGCGGUGUCACUGCUGAGUGGACUGGCCUUGUUCAACCUGAGAUCUCUCUGCCCGAAUCUCAAGGCUAUAUGUCUUUUCCUGGACAAAUCAGUUUGGAAAACUCGCCAGCCAACCUGUCUUUCACUGAGGACAACUCUCCCCCAAUCUGGGAAACCACGGCUUCCAGCUCAUUCGCUUCACCGGCCCCCGGCUUUCUGGGCCAGGAGUCACCUGCCGUAGCCUUCCCGGCCUUUUAA
Molecule: messenger RNA, 1872 nt
Organism: Clonostachys rhizophaga
Lineage: Eukaryota; Fungi; Ascomycota; Sordariomycetes; Hypocreales; Bionectriaceae
Source: the annotation of a GenBank genome assembly